Messenger RNA from Mycena indigotica, 1542 nucleotides. RefSeq lists its product as uncharacterized. Lineage: Eukaryota; Fungi; Basidiomycota; Agaricomycetes; Agaricales; Mycenaceae. Gene Ontology annotation, biological process: DNA replication; DNA replication initiation. Gene Ontology annotation, molecular function: DNA replication origin binding. The record is from RefSeq and is a predicted model, not a curated record. Gene Ontology annotation, cellular component: nuclear origin of replication recognition complex; nucleus. The coding region runs from base 7 to 1542 and encodes 511 amino acids. The transcript is spliced from 5 exons.
GCGACGAUGGCCAAACAUCCAGGUUAUGAACCUCUCACACAGGAAUUAUCUUCCCUUCUCACAGGCUCUCCCCCACCCUUCAUCUAUGUCCAUGAUCCAAUUUCUUCAGGGACAACGGCCGGCGUCAUCAGCUCUGUUCUGAAAACUUGUGCAUCCGCGCCGACUCCUCUUGAUUUCGCCCACGUGAACGCGGUAGCAUGCUUCCAGCCUCGGAUUCUCUAUGACACCGUCCUUAAUCAACUCGCAAAGUGGCAACCCCGAUGGUCCGAUGGGUGUGUGGUUUGGGGUGGUGAAGAGGGCGAACGAUGGAAUCAGAACAUAGAUGGGUUUUUGCAUGGGCUGAAGGCUGUGAACGACCAUCUCAAAAAAACAAACAAAGUGGAUGGCCAACUGGUCAUAUUUAUCGAGAAAGCUGAGCGGUUGCAAGACAAUAUCCCAGAGCUUAUCGUUCCACUUGCUCGUUUAGCUGAGUUGAGUCGCCUUAAUCUCAGCGUUAUCUUGCUGUCGGAUGUUUCCUGGGAAGAGUUCCGACCGCCUUUCGGUGGGUCUCCAGAUCCGUACUUUAUGGAUGUGGCCCCGCUAGACAAAAAAGCGCAUGUGGCAAGACUCAAUUCUGUGUUUGAUAAACUAUGCGCUAAGAGCAGCCACACAAAUGUCCCGACCAUCUAUCAUCCCAGCUUACGGAACCUUUACAACAACUUCGCAGAGAUUGUUGUGGACACAUGCUAUGUCUAUGUUCAAGACCCCGCCGAAAUCCAAUAUGUCGCUGCCGCCCGAUGGCCUGGAUUCGCCCAGCCCGUUCUCGAUGCACACAACGAUUCGGAGGAUCCCGACACGCCUCUCGAGCCUCCAUCCGAAUAUGUCCGGAUGCGACUAAUUCGACUUUUCAAGCCAAGUUUCAAGGCAGCGCUGGAAACACUCUACCCGCGCCAUGACCAUGCGCUCAAUUGGGCUGCGUCCCAUGCGCCUGAACCCAAUUUGUUGUCAAAACCACCCUCCGAAACCAAGCCGCUUAGUGGAGAGUCCUCUAAAUCGCCAAACGACGACCACAUGGCGGACCUUCCUCGAAUGGCCAAAUUCCUCCUCAUCGCAGCCUAUCUAGCAUCGACCAAUCCGCAAAUGUCCGAUCUCCGUAUGUUCGGUCGGGGCUUGGACGAGAAAAAACGCAAACGCCGCAUUAAUCGAGCUGCGCCCAAGUCAGGCAUUGCAAAGCUUCCGCAACGAGUUCUUGGACCAAAUAUAUUUCCAGUCGAAAGACUACUUGCGAUUUUGGGCGCUCUUCUUGAGGAAAACGAUGCGGAUCGGCGACCAGAAAUGCCGCAGUAUACCAUUCCUGGUGAAUACACCGAUAUGGAAACCUCGCGAGUUAACGUUUUCACUACGAUUGUUGAACUUGCUGACUCAGGACUCCUCCAACGAGCCUCGUCCACCGACAAACUGGAUGGUGCCACGUUCAAAUGCGGAAUAACCUACGACACCGCAGCCGAGCUAUCAUCACAACUCGACGUGCCCCUCAACGACUUGCUUUGGGAUCCCGCAUGA